Molecule: messenger RNA, 1440 nt
Organism: Hevea brasiliensis (rubber tree)
Lineage: Eukaryota; Viridiplantae; Streptophyta; Magnoliopsida; Malpighiales; Euphorbiaceae
Exons: 5
Coding region: 1-1440 (479 amino acids)
Source: RefSeq, a predicted model, not a curated record
AUGAGCUUGUAUGUUAGGGGAAGAGAGUUGAGAGGAGCUUUGAGUGGUGAGAUGCCAUUAUACAUUCUCAUGUAUAGGGAGAACUAUUUAAAUGUUUCUGACCUUAACCCCAGUCUUCCUUCUUCUGUUGCAUCUCUUUUACAGGAUUACCAAGAUGUGUUUCCAGAUGAGGUACCUUUGGGUUUACCACCUAUUAGGGAUAUUGAACACCAGAUAGAUUUCAUUCUUGGUGCUCAAAUUCCUAAUAGUCCAGCUUAUAGAAGUAGUCUAGCUGAGACUAAGAAGCUUCAAAGAGAAGUAGAUGAGCUUUUGGCUAAGGGAUAUAUUCAUAAGAGCAUGUGUCCUUGCGCAAUUCCUGUUUUACCUGUGCCAAAGAAGGAUGGGACAUAUAGGAUGUGCAUGGAUUAUAGUGUUGUGAAUAAAAUCACUAUGAACAAAAACAUUGAUGAGCAUUUGCGUUAUUUGAAACUUGUGUUUGAUGUGAUGAGAAAAGAAAAGUUGUAUGCAAAUGUGAAAAAGUGUUCUUUUUGCUUAGAAAAAAUUAUGUUUUUGGGGCUUAUUGUGAGUAGCAAAGGUGUUAUAGUAGAUGACAAAAAAGUUAAGGCAAUUAGAGAUUGGCCAACACUUAAAAAUGCAAAUGAAGUUGGGAGUUUUCAUGGAUUAGGUAAAGAACAUGAACAGGCAUUUGCUAUGCUUAAAGAGAAAUUGUAUUCUGCACCUUUAUUGAUUUUGCCUAAUUUUGACAAGACACUUGAGAUUGAAUGUGAUGUAUCAGGUGUAGGGAUUGGAGCUAUUCUCUUGCAAGAGAAACACCCAAUUGCUUACUUUAGUGAAAAGUUGUAUAGUGCCACAUUGAAUUAUUCUACAAAUGGCAAAGAGUUGUAUGCAUUAGUUAGGGCAUUAGAGACAUGGCAACAUUAUCUAUGGCCUAAUGAAUUUGUCAUGCAUUCUGAUCAUAAGUCUUUGAAGGCAAAAAAAAAUGUGGUAGCUGAUGCACUCUCCCACAAGUAUAAUCUUUUUACUUCUCUUGAUUCUAAAUUGUUGGGAUUUGAGUGUGUUAAAGAAUUAUAUGAGCAUGAUGAUGACUUUGCUGCCAUAUUCCAUGCAUAUUUGUUACCAUUGCCUAUUGAUUAUAUUGCUUCAUUGGAUGGUGAGAAAAAGGCUGAAAUGGCUAAAAAGAUGCAUGAACAAGCAAAGUUGCAUCUAGAAAGGAAAAAUGAGCAAUAUGCAUCUCACGCUAACAAGGGGCAAAAGCCUACGAUUUUUGAACCAGGUGACUUGGUAUGGGUCCAUUUGAGAAAGAAAAGAUUUCCUAACCAAAGAAAACCUAAGUUGCAUCCUAGAAGUGAUGGCCCUUUUCAGGUGCUUGAAAGCAUUAAUGAUAAUGCUUAUAAGAUAGAAUUGCCUAGUGAUUAUGGUGUUGUGGUACUUUUAAGGUAA